Messenger RNA from Protopterus annectens (West African lungfish), 3937 nucleotides. It is a transcript of the gene GFRA3, whose product is annotated as GDNF family receptor alpha 3. Gene Ontology annotation, biological process: nervous system development. The record is from RefSeq and is a predicted model, not a curated record. The transcript has 8 exons. NCBI's taxonomy places the organism in Eukaryota, Metazoa, Chordata, Ceratodontiformes, Protopteridae. Gene Ontology annotation, molecular function: signaling receptor activity. Bases 1130 to 2437 code for a protein of 435 amino acids. Gene Ontology annotation, cellular component: signaling receptor complex; external side of plasma membrane.
UCCUGUCACAGCACACAAGGGAAUGAAGAGGAGGGGGACACACAUGACGAAAUCAGACAAAGCACUGUACAAAGACUGGCAAGGAACGGAAGGAACUCGCAGACAGCAAUACGAAGGGAACAAUACAUGGGAAUAGAUAGGAUGAUGUGUUGUUUAGCAGUAACUUAGUAGGGUAUGCAAGAAAGGUAGAAGAAGGUCCUUAGACAAAGUCAGGAGGCGCACAAAAUAUAAAAUACAAGUUAGCAGAACUGAGGAAGGGAGUAAGAUUUGAGAAGCAAAAACAGCAUCGAUCUUAACUGACGGUUUGAGGAGUUUUUUUAAUGUUGGCUGUUGCAUGAUACAUAAAUGAUGCAUUAAAUUAAAUGGAUGUAAUCAAACUAGACUGGGAGAAAGAUUGGAGAAGAUUCACCUUAUUAAAUGAAGAGAUAACGUGGCAUACGUACAGUAAGGUUGGGUUGUAAUUUACCGGGCGGUGUACUGAUACUCGCAAAGCAGGUUGGACUAGAGGCAUAGGGGGAUAUAAAGAUAUUAGACAAGAAGAGACGAAAAUUUGCCAAAAGCAAGACCAGCCAAAAUACAAUGAUGCUGUACACUGAGGGGCUGCUUUACAUAUAAAGAAUACCUGAUAACUUACCGGUUCUACAGUCAGCAGAGGCACAGGGAAGAUGUGCUAAGCCGUGAACUGUAGGGUUUAUAGCGAAGAAGUUUUACACAAGCGAUAGAGUAGUGAAGGGGGAGGAGGGAGUAUACAGCAGGACACCUGGAUAUGGCCGAUGGCACAGAAUACAAGAAACAGCAAAUACCCACAUACCCGAGAUAGGACAGGCAUUGUAACUACCAUAUUGAGUUAGAAUAAUCGCUGAUUUGGAUUUGGCGAGAAAAACCACCCCGACUCAUCUCCGUCCUUUAGACAAAUGUUUAGAGACGUGUUGACUGUCUGCAUUAGGAGUCGGUCGCCUGUUGUCCCAAUCCCCUUUUGGAGAAGGGGGUUUAAGGAUUUAUAGCCUGAUUGAUGCAAAAGUUGUCCUGCCGUGGUGUGCGGAGUGAAGAAAAGCGGCUCAGCAGUGUCCAUGAACAGGGGUGACUCGAUUGUUUCUUGCACAUUUGCUGACUUCGUUUUCUGGGCGUGAUGGGCUUUCUGAGGAUCUUCGCAUUCCUGUGUCUGGCAGGGAGUUUCCAGGUGACUCGGUGCACUUUCCACAAUGACUGCCUUGCGGCAGAGAAGUCAUGCAUUGCAGAUGCAGUUUGUAGCACAGCAUACAGCACUUUACAAAGCUGUCUUACUGCCACUGGGGAUAUCAGCCUGCUCUCACCCGAUAAUCAAACUGAAUGUAAGACUGCACGAAUAACUCUGCAGCGCUCUCAUUUCCAGAACUGUCGCUGUCAGCGAGGAAUGAAGAAAGAAGAACAAUGCCUUAAGAUCUACUGGGACAUCAAUCCCGGCUUUACAACACACGGCUUUCUAGACAUGGAGUUUGAUUCAUCACCUUAUGAGGAAGCUGUAGUCCGAGAACCAUGGCAAGGAAUAGAUUACACCCAAGUAGCAGCUCUGCUUUCAGGACCUGGAGAUGCAGCCAACCCUUGCUUGUACGCUGCUGACAUCUGUAGCCAUGAUGAAAAGUGUGCACAGCAUCGCUCAGCAUACGUCUCCACCUGUAACCGCAAGGGCAACAAUGGCCAUAGCUGUGACAGACGUCGUUGCCACAAGACUCUGCGUCAUUUUUUUGAGAAGGUGCCACAAGACUACAGCCUUGGAGUUCUGCUUUGUUCUUGUAAAGAUGAUCCAUGUGGUGAGCGUCGACGGCAAACAAUUGUCCCUGGAUGUUCAUUUGAGGAGGAAGAGAAGCCAAACUGCUUAUACUUGCUGGAAGAAUGCAACAAAGAAAAUAUCUGCAGGUCACGACUGGCCAAUUUUAAACAGAACUGCCAGAUGUCUGGGAAGUCAGAAAGUGGUUGCCUGCAGCAGAAUCUCCUGGCGUGUUUGAUGUCCUAUGUUGGAAUGAUAGGAACAAUCAUGACACCAAACUAUAUCAGUAACAGUAGCCAAGAAGUUUCCUUGUGGUGUUCUUGUGAUAGAAGUGGAAACCAGAAGGAAGAGUGUGACAAGAUUCAGCACAUGUUUGCAUCUAACAGCUGCUUUCGAAAUGCAGUGGAGUUUUAUAUGAAUCCAAAACAGGAGGCAGGAGAAAAGCAUAACCAACACGUUUUUGCCACUCCUUCCAGUUUUCAACAGGAUGAUAUUGCUGUUAUACUCUCCACUGACGUAAACCAGGUGGCUGCUAAAGAGGCAAAAGUGAAACAUUUGGACAUAGAAUCCCCCCAGUCAGAGGAAGCAGCAAAAGCUGUCGUUCCUGCUGGUGCUGCUGAGAGGGCACUGCCCUGCCCAUUUUUGGUGCUGUCUUUACAUAUUGCAUUAUGUUUGCUAUGUGUCGUGUAAUCAUAUCAUUCCGGAAUGUGCAGUCAUCAGCCAUUACAAGUUCAGAGCUCGUCUUGUGUUCAGACGAUCCGUACCCUGUACAUCACAGUGAUCUGGGAAUAUAAAAUGCAGCUAUAUUCUGCUUCUGUUUUUCAGUAUAGAUGCACAAGACACUGCCACUAUAUUAUUCUGACAGCAGCUUACAUCACAGUUUUGUUCCAGUCAUGUAUGUAAAGCCCAAAACAGACAAAAUAGGACAAAUGGGCAGCUAGACGUGCAAUAAGUGUUGAAAAGUAUACUCUUACUAUUCAGAAACAGAACUGCACUUGCUUUAAUGAUAAAUAUUAAUGUAUCGCUUUUUUUAUUUGCAUAUAAUUCUACUCUUUCUGCUACUGAGCUGACAGAAAGAUGAUAGGGUCAUUAAUCUAUCCCUAAAAAGUCCAGGUGAGUUAUAAACUGUUGUGUGUUCCUCCUGGGGAUAGUAGUCCUGAAUCUAGGAUGUAGACCAUGUCUACAACUCUCAGCUAAAAACCUUCACUGGUUGCAUCAGUUUUUUUUUCUCAGCUGUCCAUUAUAUGUUACUUCAAGAAAGGAUCUUCUGUUACAAUGGUGUCUGUGGACUACAAAAGAGCUGUUGUGCUAAAGUUGGCCUCUUUCUUCUACACUUUGCGCACUUCUCCAUAACCUGUGCACAUGUUUAGUGGUGUGUUUCUGUCAUAUGAUCUGCUCCUUUUGGCACAGAUUUAAAUACAUAAUUCAAUCUACAUAUGUUUAUGUUUGCAGAAAAUUUUCAUUCCUUGAACUGUGGACAUAAAACAGGAAAAUUGCACCUAGAUCUUUUUUUGUCCUUUAAGCAUCUCAGUUGAUGAAGCUUUAACUGUCAUAGACCAUAGGAGCCACAGGAGAGCAAAAGAAACAAACAAAAAAAGCUCUGAGUUGGCAGUAUGGUGGAGAUAUUUUGUUAAUAAGGAUCCUGAUUUUAAAGUUGACGACAUAAGAAGUACAAAUGUACCUCCUUUGCCUUACGCUGCUUAAUAGUUCUUCUCAGUGGCACACAGCACUAAUGGAAGUUGGAGUAAAAGCAGUGGAUGUUAUUUCCUGUUUUUUUUUUUUUUUUAAGUUCGUUGUAGACAUUCUGAAAACAAUUUCUGCAACUAACAUUGUAGUCUCUGUUUCAGUGAUUUGCAUUAAAAUUUGUAGUGAAUAUUGCAGAUUGUUAGAUUUGUGCAAUAGUCCAUCAACAGCUAUCUUUAUUUGGGGCCAGUGUAUGAGUGAAGUGGAGUGAAAUCAAAUAGAAAAUCUAGUUUACAACUUGAGGUUGUUGUUGUAACUUUGUAAUUUGUCGCAUUUGGUAAUGUUUUUCUUAAUGUGAGCUAAUCUUGGGAAGGGGAAAAUUAUGUCUAAUCCUUCAUGUAUACACAUAUUUUGUCAGUGUACUAUUACCUUGCCAUGUAGUAUUCCGUGACAUCUCUGUGAAAUAAAUGGCUUUUGGACUUCUUAGUGUUCGAUUAGUACACAGAA